AUGGACACCCUGCGCCGGAGCCUCUCCCGCUGGAAGAGGUACCACAUUAAGGUGCACCUGGCUGAUGAGGACAUGAUGAUGCCCCUGACAGUCAAGCCCAGGGACACAGUGAUGGAUCUCAGGGCUCACUUGGUGCGGGAGGGAGUCACUUCCUGGAAGAAGACCUUUUACUACAACUCCAGGCAGCUGGAGGAGCAUGAGACGCUCAAAGAGGCCAACAUCCAGAACGGCUCUGUCCUGCUUCUGGUCAGCAAUAAGAGGGAGGUAGUGCCAGAGAGCACAGCCAAAGCCAGGAGAGAUGGGGGAGCCUGAGGAGGGCUGAAGGGAAGCAGAUGGAGGAGAGCUUGGCUGUGCAGAGGCAGCCACCAGCCUCUGAGAUAGGCUCUGAUUGACACUUCAAAUCUGCCUGACAAUCUUUUAUUCUGAGUGC
Molecule: messenger RNA, 430 nt
Organism: Pogoniulus pusillus (Red-fronted tinkerbird)
Lineage: Eukaryota; Metazoa; Chordata; Aves; Piciformes; Lybiidae
Gene: TINCR
Product: TINCR ubiquitin domain containing
Exons: 3
Coding region: 1-312 (103 amino acids)
Molecular function (GO): protein binding
Source: RefSeq, a predicted model, not a curated record